ACUUCUUUCACCUUCUACAUUCCCUCUCUACCACUGUAUACCUCCUCCCUAGCAUAGUCACUAUCCUUGACUCAUUCAAACUCCAUUUUCUUUACUAACUUCCACCAAUGUCCACCUCCAAAACCUCUGAUAAAACUCUCCAAGCCUUUGACCCCACCCUGGCUCCCACCGGUUUUUCACUCCUCCAACGGAACACCUCCCCUCCUCAGCCAAGUGAGAGGAGAGGCCGGCGGAAGCCAGCCGAGCCAGGGCGGUUUCUUGGAGUUCGGCGGCGGCCGUGGGGCCGCUAUGCUGCCGAAAUCAGGGACCCCACCACAAAAGAAAGGCAUUGGCUGGGGACUUUUGACACUGCCCAUGAAGCUGCCCUUGCUUAUGAUAGGGCUGCCCUUUCCAUGAAGGGCACUCAAGCAAGAACCAACUUUGUCUACUCUGACAACAACACCACCAACAACACAGCUUUUGGUCUCCAAACCCUAUUUCAACCACCACAUCUCCUCCUCCCCACCACCACAACCACUGAUCAGACUCAGACUCAGACUCAAACCCAACAACCAACCAAUCAUCACAACAGUCCAUGCUCUGACAAUGACUCUGGCUCUCAAUCUUCAUAUGGGUCAUCACCAAAUAACCAUAAUAACUUCUUUUUCUCAUCAUCUGAUAAUUCAAACUCAGGUUAUCUGGGCUGCAUAGUACCAGAUAGCUGCUUGAAGCCUCCUAACAACAAUGCUAGUAGUAGUACUACUUCAAAUGCAGGUUUUCCUAGUAACCAAACACAUUGGGAUCAAAGCAGUGCAGUACUUGGUGGUGGUGGUGAGCUUCCUUACUUUGAUGGACUUAACUAUGGAUUUUGGGGCAGUGAUCAGCAGCCAUGGGAGAUGAAUUCUUGUGAACCCGUGUCGGCGGAGAUGAUCAACAACAACAACAACAACCCAUUGAUGGAAACUUUGUAUCCAAACAAUGGAAAUCUGGUGGAUUAUGGAUCAAUGCCUGCGAUCUCUUCCUCAGCAACUUCAUCAUCUUCAGUUUCUCCUCCAUUUGGUGGUGGAGUUGAUGAUUUUGGAUACUCUCUUUUCUACUGAUUUCAUGGUCUGACUAAACUUCAUCAUCAUCAUCCUCUGAUUAAGGUGGUAAUAUUAGUUAUCAUCAUCCACAAACUUAAAUGCACCAUCUGUUUUUUUGUUGUGUUCUUGGUUUUCUUGCAACCCUUUUUUCUGUUGUAAUUACACUUUUUUGUUUUUCAUGAGAGAGAGAGAGAGUGUUUCGGUUUUAUUAAGAUAAUGAAAAUUUGU
This is a messenger RNA of Camellia sinensis, 1289 nucleotides long. RefSeq lists its product as uncharacterized. Lineage: Eukaryota; Viridiplantae; Streptophyta; Magnoliopsida; Ericales; Theaceae. The record is from RefSeq and is a predicted model, not a curated record. Gene Ontology annotation, biological process: regulation of DNA-templated transcription. Gene Ontology annotation, molecular function: DNA binding; DNA-binding transcription factor activity.